GAUGACAACCCCAGCUCAGUUUCAUUUUUACCACUUGGGUGUGAUUCAGAUUUUAAAUACAGGUGCAUUCUGGUUAUUUGGCAGCAAGUCAGUAGCAGAGGGAACUGGUUACUAUAUUCCACAUUUUUCUUUUGUUGUCUUAAUCCCUGAAGUGUGAGAUCCUCAAGUAAAAUGUGUAACAUGCUUGUUUUUGAGCUGCUAAGUCAAACACAUAUAAUACAUAAUGCUACAUGGCUAAAGAGAGGCCUUGGUUGUGUUGUUAAACAUGGUACUUGAGACCAUAAGAAAUUUAAAUAUAGAAAUGAGAGGAAGCCAUUCAUCCCAUCAAGCUUGCUUGGGGAGAACUCAACUAAUAGCUUAAAAUUGUUAAAAUCUUAUCUAGUUCAGAUUUAAAGGGACCCAGGGUUUUAGCUUGCACUACACUAACAGGAAAACUAUUCCAUACUCUAACUACACACUGUUUAAAGAAGUGCUUUCUCUAAUCCAGUUUAAAGUACUGUAGAAAUGGACAGUAACAGGUGUCAACUUAAACAGACCAAGUAACCAUGCACAAAAGUGUAGUUACUACUUGUAUAGUGAUGCACACAGAGGUGACCUCAGCCUGUUCUUUUCAUCUAGCUCUAUAUGCUGUAAAAGUGACACCCUCCAAAAGCCCUGUGCGUGCUGGAGACAACAUCACAUUGAUUCUGUCUCCUUCAACAAGUAUGAAAAAUGGAUUCUACACUCUCAAUGGUUUUGGGAUUUUGAUGUGGUCUGAGAAAAAACAACAAACAGCCGGUGCGUUUACUGGCCGGGCCUCCAUCAACACCAGCAGUGGGAUCCUGUCUCUCUUCUCCAUGACCGUUGCUGAUUCAGGAUUGUAUGUCAUACAGAGUUUCCCUCCUAUUGGCUUUUCAGCUAAUACCACAUUAACAGUCUUGGAACCAAUAUCGAUUGUGACAAUAAGAGUUAAUUCCACUGAUCAAGUGGAGUUCAAUGACUCUGUCAGUCUGACAUGUUCCACCUCCGGCUCCUCUCCUUCUUAUCAUUGGCUCAACGGCAGCUCUGACAUCAUAGUCGGUGAACGAGUUCAUCUGAGUUCUGACAAUCAAACUCUCACCAUAUCCAGCAUUCUAACUUCUGACAGGGGGCCCUUCUAUUGCUUUGUGACCAACGCAAUUAGUAAUGGCACAAGUUCUCCUUUAUAUCUUAAUAUUAGCUAUGGUCCAGAAAACCUUAUCUUAAAAAUCAACGGGUCAGAUAAGGAGCUCUUCUACAUAGGAUCGAACCUUACCCUGUCCUGCUCAGCUCAGUCCAGCCCUCCUGCACUAUUUCAAUGGGAUUUUCACAUGGCUACAUUCAUAAAUGGACCAGAACUCAGGCUGGACAAUGUACAGGAGAGGCAGAGUGGAAAUUACACUUGUCUGGCUCAUAAUGCCAGAACUCUGCGAUACAUCAGCAAGACCGUUCCAAUAAUUAUAACAGUGGGCAAUACCCCGUGGCCACCAUCAACGUCUUUGGGCCAUUAAUAAAAGCUUCAGCCCCAAAGGCUUGAGAGAACACUGAUAGCUCCUAAGGCACUGUACUGCCCACAGGUAUAGAGUUUAUGCAACAUAACACAUGCUAUUCACGAUACUGGACAAAAAUAAAAACAGCCUUCAUUUGUUCACACUUGGUCACAGGAUACAUUUUCAGAUAGGGUUUGGAGUCACAUGGUUCUGUGUACUACAGCAUUGAGAGCUUAUCCUCAGCCUUCAUCUAGUCAUUUAAAUUAGUAAAAAGUUAACCUUUGAGGCCGAAAGGAGAGCCUUGCUCAGUCUAGUGGUUCCAUCUUGUUUCCUCAGGGCCACGUGCAUCAGCGUCAGAGCAUGAGGGACUCAGCACUGGGCUUCUCCUCAGCCUGCUUAUCGCUUCAGUGACUCUGUGACCUCCUUCGUGACAGCGACUCUCACCCAAUGGUGGCCUUAUAUGUGUGCAGAUAUUGUAACGUACCAAGCUUAUAUUAGAGGCCUAUAUUUACACAACACCAACUUUACAUGUAUAUAACACCAACUUUACUUUGCAUAUGUAUUUUAAACA
Messenger RNA from Brienomyrus brachyistius, 2058 nucleotides. Its product is annotated as carcinoembryonic antigen-related cell adhesion molecule 1-like. Lineage: Eukaryota; Metazoa; Chordata; Actinopteri; Osteoglossiformes; Mormyridae. The transcript is spliced from 4 exons. The record is from RefSeq and is a predicted model, not a curated record. Bases 546 to 1508 code for a protein of 320 amino acids.